Molecule: messenger RNA, 678 nt
Organism: Aegilops tauschii subsp. strangulata
Lineage: Eukaryota; Viridiplantae; Streptophyta; Magnoliopsida; Poales; Poaceae
Source: RefSeq, a predicted model, not a curated record
AUGCCUUCCUGGAAUGACAGGGAAACGAGCUCAGAGGAUGAGUGCGACAUCACAAGCAUGGACAUGGCUAUUUGGGAGACCCCUGACACCACCGUGGAGUCUCUUUUCUGUGGCCAGCUAGAGCUUUCUGAACCCGCCUGCAUGAUGCACCACAUGAGGCCAAUUAAGUGUGUGGCAUUUGAGGGAACCUUAAGUGGAAGGCGUUUCUAUGGCUGUCCAGAGCAUGCGAAUUGUGGCAGGGUAGUUGAUCAGCAAAAGUGCGAGAAGCAUUUGGCCAAGCUUAAGACUAAAAAUGACAAGCUGUGCAUUGAGUACACAAAGCUUGUCCAAGAUGUAUCCAAGAUGUUUGAUUGGCAGGAUCGUAGGGUAGACCACAUGGAUUACCAGAAGACAGUUGAGGAGGAAGAAUUUGAGAACAGGAAGAAAGAGGUAGAAGAGAGUGCUAGGUUGGAGGUUCAGAUGGAAAAGCUCAAACUUGCCAAGGAACAGAGGUGCAUUUUACAGAGUCAAGCUGACAUUAUCAAGAACACCAGGAAGGCAAUGAAGGAGGUUGAAGAGGACAAAGAUUUGCUUAAGAAAGAGAAGGCAAAGCUUGAGCAUGUGGUGAAUGAGCUGCUGAAAGAUGGGUAUGCAAGCAAGGAGAAGAUGGAGAAAAUCAAGGCCAUCCUUGAUUCUUGA